Molecule: messenger RNA, 2861 nt
Organism: Astyanax mexicanus (Mexican tetra)
Lineage: Eukaryota; Metazoa; Chordata; Actinopteri; Characiformes; Acestrorhamphidae
Gene: nprl3
Product: NPR3-like, GATOR1 complex subunit
Exons: 14
Coding region: 851-2674 (607 amino acids)
Biological process (GO): TORC1 signaling; cellular response to amino acid starvation; negative regulation of TORC1 signaling
Cellular component (GO): GATOR1 complex
Source: RefSeq, a predicted model, not a curated record
UAAUAUAGCAUUUAAUGGUGCAGUGCGGAACCUUAAAGCGCAGAGUCUGUUUCCUACGGUAACAAAAAACGUGACUCAAGACACUGAGCCAAGCUAAUGCUAACCAAUAGCACGUUAUUGCAUAGCUCGUAUUUCCUAAGAAAUUACUGUUAAAAUAGGGGAUUUUAGGCUGUUUUUUUAUUGAACACGAAUUUAAAUAAUGAAUAUAUCAGUGAUUAAAGUAUAGUUAAGGUCUGUGGGGCUGGAUGUUAGUUAGCUGUAUUCCCUGUGUUUAAUCUGCAUUAACUGUCAUUAUCAUGGUUUAUUGACUAAUGUAUUAAUUUAUAGAAUUUAUUUACUGUUUUUAUUUAUGGUGAUUUAUUUAGGCCUUGAUGAAAGUCGGAACCUUAAAAGGCAGUGUCUGUUUCCUACGGUACCAAAAAAGUGUGACUCAAAACACUGAGCCAAGCUAAUGCUAACCAGUAGCGCAUGUUAGCACGUAUUUCCUAAGAAAUUAAUGUUAAAAUAGGGGAUUUUAGGCUGGUUUGUAUUAAACAUGAAUUAAAAUAAUUAAUAUAUUAGUGAUUAAAGUAUAGUUAAGGUCUGUGGGGCUGGAGUUUACUCGGUUUUUAUGUUAGCUAGCUGUAGCCUCAGUACUGUAUAUCAGGGUGUAUUUAGUAUAAUGGUUUAUUAAUUUAUAGUGAUUUAUUUACUGGUUUAUUAAUUUAUAGUGAUUUAUUUAGGCUUCAUAUCGCAGAUACUCUUCAUAUUAAGGUAUUAUCUGUGGUUGAAGAGCUGGGAGAUGGGUAUAUAAAGCUACAGGCUGGUUUAUACAGUAAGAAAGACCCCAGGCUUCUCUAAACCCAGUAAAAUGUCCAGGCAGUCCUCGGUAGAUUUGGACCCCGGUUCCGAACCCAGACCGCCCGACACCGUGCUGCAGAACCACGGGGAGAAGAACAGCCCGAUCAGCGUGAUCCUGGUCAGUUCGGGCAGCAGAGGAAACAAACUGCUGUUCAGAUACCCGUUUCUCAGAGUGUCCGAGAACAUCGCUUCAUCCGCAGCAAAACAGCGGAGUCCCUAUGUGUUGAGCAGCACGAGUGAUGUCACAGAUGACCCGGAUGGAGAUUCGAGAGAACAAACUCCACUAACUGAUGAACAGUUGGUAGCAGGAUUCUCCGAUAUCAUCCUCGCCACCAUCCUGGCCACCAAGUCGGACAUGUGCGGCAAAAAGUUUGAGCUGAAGAUCGACAACGUUCGCUUCGUUGGGCAUCCGACUCUCCUGCAGCCCCCCCACACCAUCCAGGUCUCGAAGACGGACCCGUCUCCUAAAAGAGAAAUGCCCACCAUGAUCCUGUUCAGCGUGGUGUUCGCAUUAAGGGCGAACGCCGACCCGUCGGUGAUCAGCUGUAUGCACAAUCUGUCGCGGCGCAUCGCCAUCGCCCUGCAGCACGAGGAGCGCCGCUGCCAGUACCUCACCCGAGAGGCCAAGCUGAUGCUCGCCAUGCAGGACGAGGUCACCACCCUCACCGAGACGGACGGUACGCCUCAGUCACCUUUCCGACACAUACUGCCCAAAUGUAAACUGGCCAGAGACCUGAAAGAAGCGUACGACAGCCUCUGUACGACCGGAGUGGUGCGACUCCACAUCAACAACUGGCUGGAGGUGAGCUUCUGUCUGCCCCACAAGAUCCACCGGGUGGGAGGGAACCACAUCCCCCCAGAGGCGCUGGAGAGCAGCCUGAAGGCCAUCCGGCCGUAUCACGCCCUGCUGCUGCUGGACAGUGAGAAGGCUCUGCUGGCUCAGCUCCCGCUGGACUGCUCCCCGGCUCUCCUCCGCCUCAUCAAGAUCUGCUCCGCCAUGAAGAACCUGCAGCAGCUCGCCCAGGACGCUGACCUCGCCCUCCUGCAGGUGUUUCAGAUAGCUGCUCACCUGGUGUACUGGGGUAAAGCCAUCAUUGUGUACCCGCUGUGUGAGAACAACGUCUACAUGCUGUCACCACACGCCAACAUCUGCCUGUACUCUCCACUGGCUCAACACUUUGCCCAGCAGUUUCCUGGUCACGAUCUGCCGUCUGUUUUAGCUAAAUUCUCUUUACCGGUGUCUCUGUCUGAGUUCAGAAACCCGCUGGACGCUCCGGUUCAGGAGGCUCAGUUGAUCCAGAUGGUGGUUUGGAUGCUGCAGCGGCGGCUGCUGAUUCAGCUCCACACCUACGUGUGCCUGCUGGUGCCGCCGGGUCAGGAGCCGCCGGGUCCACCGGAGGACGAGCCCCUGCCCGUGAGCCGAGUGACGGGUCGCAGCCUCAGCACCCCCAGCGCCCUCAGCUUUGGGUCUCCCACCAGCAGCGACGACAUGACCCUGACCAGCCCCAGCAUGGAUAACUCCAGCGCCGAGCUGCUGCCGGGAGGAGACUCUCCGCUCAACAAGAGGAUGACCGAGACCCUGCUGGCCAGCCUGAGCGAGCACGAGCAGCAGGCCAUCCUCAGCGUCCCCGCCGCCCAGAACCCCGACGACCUCCGCAUGUUCGCCAGGUUACUGCACUACUUCAGAGGUCAUCACCACCUGGAGGAGAUCAUGUACAACGAGAACAUGCGGCGCUCCCAGCUAAAGACUCUGUUCGAUAAGUUCCGCAGUGUUCUAGUGGUGACCAAUCACGAGGACCCGGUCAUCUCACUCUUCCAGUCCCCGCCGGAGUGACCCGCUGUGGGCCGGACACACUGCACACCUCCCCCGGACCCUCCACUGCAGAAUUCACACUGGAUACAGAGAUAACACCGAGUGCUGUGCAUCACUUACCCUCCCAGUGCUUUAAAGGAUUUAGGAAUAGUGUUGUUAAAUAAUUGGACAGGUUCUGCCCAAUAAACUGUACAUAUUUUUUAUGUUA